UACAAGGGACCAGUGGGAAGGCCUGGGCGCCUCUCUUUCGUCACACGCCUCUAUGGCCCGAGCCGAGAAGUAUUUCAAAUCCCCCAUGUGUUUUUUGUACGAGGGAAAUGUUGUUACAGUGUAGCUGGUGGUAGGUGUGUUUUUAACAUUUUAACAGAAAUCAUGACACUUUUGGGAGUUCAAGACACCAAAAGUUAGGCACAAUAGCGCUGUUUUCUUUGUUUAUACUGGAUGCGCUCGCCGGGGCAGUGUUAUUGGAUAGUAGUAUUGUGGUAGACGAGUUUUCUCAACCCCCUUCUCUCCGGAGCACUGGCUAACAUUACUAGCAUAGCUGCUGCCUCUUCCAUACUUUCGUAGAACAACGGGAAAGUUGUCUUGAGUUGGGAGACAUGGCGGAGACUAAAAUAAUUUAUCACAUUGACGAAGAGGAGACGCCGUACUUGGUGAAGAUUCCCAUAGCGGCUGAAAAAAUCACUUUACUGGAUUUUAAACAGGUCUUGAAUAAGCCGAACUACAAAUUCUUCUUCAAGUCUAUGGACCAGGACUUCGGGGUGGUGAAGGAGGAGAUCUCGGAUGACAGUGCCAAGCUGCCGUGCUUCAAUGGAAGAGUUGUCUCCUGGCUGGUGUCCUCAGACACCCCUGCAGCCGAACCCCCUGCUCCUCCGGUAGAGGUCCAGUCUCAGCCCUCUCCUCCCCCUCCUCCCCUUCCUCCACCUCCUCCCGAGAGGACGGGGGGCAUUGGAGACUCCAGACCCCCUUCCUUCCAUCCCAACACAGCAGGCAGCGUGGAUUCCUUAGAUGAUCAGACAGAGACUGAGUCAGUCGUGUCUUUCAGGAGAGAGAGACCUCGACCCAGAGAGAGCUUGGAUCAACAUGUCUCAGGUCCACGUAUGAAUGGGCAGUCCCGUAUGGACAGACACCUGGCUGGCUAUGAGAGUGCCACCACAGUGAUGAGCAGUGAACUGGACACCACGAGCUUCUGUGAUUCAGAUGAGGACGAUACGAUGAGCAGAUUCAGCAGCUCCACCGAACAGAGCACAGCAUCUAGAUUGCUGAAACGCCAUCGCAGACGCAGGAAACAGCGCCCACGUCUGGAGAGGGCUUCCUCUUUCAGCAGUGUGACAGAUUCAACCAUGUCCUUAAACAUUAUUACAGUCACUCUUAACAUGGAGAAGUAUAAUUUCCUGGGCAUCAGUAUAGUGGGUCAGAGUAAUGAGAGAGGUGAUGGAGGCAUCUAUAUUGGCUCCAUCAUGAAGGGAGGAGCUGUAGCUGCAGACGGACGCAUUGAACCUGGAGACAUGCUGCUGCAGGUGAAUGACAUCAACUUUGAGAACAUGAGUAAUGAUGAUGCGGUCAGAGUGCUCCGUGAGAUUGUCCAUAAACCUGGACCCAUCAUCCUGACUGUGGCAAAAUGUUGGGACCCUUCUCCACAAGGUUAUUUCACCCUGCCACGCAAUGAGCCAAUCCAGCCCAUAGAUCCAGCAGCAUGGGUCAAUCAUUCAGUAGCUCUCACAGGGGUGUUUCCAUCCUACCCUAGCAGCACAAUCACCUCCAGCUCAUCUGUCACAGAAACUGAACGAUUUGACGAGUUUAACCUGUCUCUUCGCUCUGACAUGGCAUCGGUUGCUAAGGCCAUGGCAUCUCCUGAGUCCGGUCUGGAGGUCAGAGACCGAAUGUGGCUGAAAAUCACCAUUCCCAAUGCUUUCUUAGGUUCUGACGUGGUUGAGUGGUUGUAUCAUCACAUCGAUGGGUUUCAGGACAGACGGGAAGCUCGUAAAUAUGCCAGUAACCUACUAAAGGCCGGUUUCAUCAGACACACUGUUAACAAAAUCACCUUCUCUGAACAGUGUUAUUACAUAUUUGGAGACUUCAGUAACUGUGAAAAUUACAUGGCCAACCUUUCUCUUAACGAUAACGAUGGUUCCAGUGGUGCUUCAGACCAGGAUACUCUGGCUCCUCUUCCAUUGCCAGGAGCAACACCAUGGCCUCUGCUCCACUCUUUCACGUACCAGUACCCUCACCCCUAUUCCAACCAGCCUCCUCCCUACCAUGAGCUCUCCAACUACAGCUACGGCCCAGGCAGUGCAGGCAGCCAGCACAGUGAAGGGAGUCACAGCAGUGGCUCCACACGCAGUGAUGGAGAGAAGAGAAGGGGCAGUAAAAGUGUAUCUGGCAGCACGGCGGGAGGUAGCGUACGUGACGAUAAAUCUCCUGGUGGGGGCGGAGCUGACUCGCGUUCUGGCAGCGGUAGCGAGUCAGAUUACUCUGUUCGCAGCAGCCUGAGACGAGACCACGGCUCAGCCACUCCUAGCGAACACAGUCGCUCCAGUCAGCGCUCGAGCCAGCGCUCGCAUCAUCGUGUCCCGCAGGCUCAUCUUGCUCCAUAUCCGCCUGGAAUCCCCAUUUCUUACAACCCAAUGAUGGUGAUGAUGGUGCCCCAGCAUCCACACCCACAUUUAGCACUUGGAGCCCCACACCCACAAACGCCUACUUUGCCGCCCCACCCUGGCUUUCCCCCCUCCGGCACCCCUGGUGGGCCUCCAGGAGCUCCACCAACCCGAGACCUGGGCUCCGUCCCGCCUGAGCUAACUGCCUCUAGGCAGUCUUUCCAUUUGGCCAUGGGCAACCCCAGUGAGUUUUUUGUGGAUGUGAUGUAAUGAAGGAUGUAACCGUCGAUGCACAAGUGAAGGAGUGAAAGCAGAGAGGUUAGAAUCACCUGAUAACUGUGAGUUCUACUCUGUGACUGACAGAGAUGUAGUUUACUUUAUCAGUGCAGCUCUUUAGAGUUAGUUUUUGUCCUUGACGGUAGGAACAGGGUUAACAGAAGGGUAGGAAGUCUUGCAUAGCACAGACUUCAAAAUCUGUUUUGCCUUUGUCUUUGUGGUAUUAGCCGCAACUGGGUCUGGCUUUGACUAAGAUCUCAUGAUUUUCCAGAAAAUAUUUCUAAAAGCAAAUUCGCUUUACACACCUUUUAAAUGACCGACACGAUAUUCACUAGAAUACAAAAUGCUUUUAAAAACAGUGAUGAAUUAAAACUUACAUUUUAAGAAAACCCUUCUAUAAAAAUAAUAAAGCAUGGAAGCUUGUUUCCGUCAUGGGAUAAAAACAUAAAAAGGUAAUUGCAACUUUUAUCUCACAAUUUAGACUUUUUUUCUUGCAUUUCUGAGAGGAAAUUGCGGCAUAUUAACUUGCAAUUGUGUGGGAGGAAAAAUUAGCUUUUUAUUUUUUAAUCAAUAGGACGUGAAAAAAAAAAAACAGAAUUGCGAGAUGCAAAAUUAGAACUCAGACGAAAAAAAGUCAGAAUCGCAAGAUAUAAACUAUAGGCAUGCCUUCAAAAACCUUUAAAAGGAUUCAAAAGGUUGCAACAAUCGAUCAGGUGUAUUAUGUCUGUAAGUAGUGCUUUAAAGUGUACCAAGGAAUUCUGAAAGCUUUUCUCUCAUGUAUUAUGUACUGUAUAUGCUUAAAAAAUUGCCUUUGUAAACUGUCUUUGUACUGCUGAUUGGAGCCAGGGUUCAUGGAAACAAAUAUUUGGUUGCCAGUUUCUGAGAUUAAGAACUCUUCUGAUUCAAUCCCUCUCAAAGACUUGCUAGUACCCUCAAAAAUAGGUAGACUAUAAAAUGAUUGUACUAAAAUGGUACGUGCAGAGAAAGUUUUAACCCCAUAAAAGGUACUUUCUGGGUAGAAUAGGUUGUUCAUUCUUUGUUCUACUCCAGAGAUGUUUUUUUUUUUUAAUCUUUGCAUGGCUGAUAAUAAUAGCGCCUUUUUAUAUUUUUAGUGUUUAUGAGUUUUUAUAGAUAUAAAGGUCCAAAUAUUCAGGUGCUGCAUAAUUACUGAGUCUCAAUGGAAUGCCAUGUUGAAGUGUUACGUUUUGAAUAUCAUCAGAUACUGUCACUUUUGCAUGCUGUCACUCCAAAUAAAUUUGAUAGAAUUGAC
This is a messenger RNA of Carassius auratus (goldfish), 3933 nucleotides long. RefSeq names its product segment polarity protein dishevelled homolog DVL-2-like. Gene Ontology annotation, cellular component: cytosol. Lineage: Eukaryota; Metazoa; Chordata; Actinopteri; Cypriniformes; Cyprinidae. The coding region runs from base 390 to 2657 and encodes 755 amino acids. The record is from RefSeq and is a predicted model, not a curated record. Gene Ontology annotation, biological process: canonical Wnt signaling pathway; intracellular signal transduction. The transcript has 15 exons. Gene Ontology annotation, molecular function: frizzled binding.